AUGCCUCGGAGGCGAGGACGAGGACGAGGACUAGGACGAGGAUCUGCAAAAAAGAAAGCACACACGGCCAAACAGAGCAAGCCACAGUCAAGCACAGGGAGCUCAGUGAAGCGUCCAAUCCCUUCGGAAGAGACUGAACCAGACCAAGGUCAGAGUCAGAGUCAUAGUGAUAGUGCUGCCAAUGAGUCUGUAGAAGGACGUGACUCCGAAUGUGGUGAUGAGGAGGUUUGUGAAGGCGACUGUGAAGGUGAAGGUGUUCAACUAGCUCAGACAAACACUCACACAGACUCAUGUGAGCCUUCAGAGCCUGCUGAUGACGAAUCUCAUGAGCUGAUGGAAACAAUUGUUCCUUUUGCUGUCCCUGUGCCUCAUGAUGCUUUGUCCCGCCAGUCCAAGCUGGAGCCUGGCGAAAAGUUUAGUGAAUCGGGGUAUGAUGAUUUAGCCAAAUGGAUUGCAGCAGCCUUGGGCAGACUAGGCUCAGAUCUGCAGCGGAGUUUGCGAAACUUUCAUUUGGCCGAACCGUUGCUCAGUGUGGGCACUGCUUGCUCGGGCACAGACUCCCCUCUCAUGAUGGCCCGGGCAUACGCAGAUGCGGUUUGGAAGUACAAAGCCCUUUUGUCCACUCAGACUGGAUUCACCAUCGACCAUGCCUUUAGCUGUGAGAAGAAUGAUGAAAAAAAGAGAGAGUUCCUGAUGAAAGUCUUCGAGGACUCAACGCUGUUCAAAGAGGGUAUGAGCAAGCUGUUCUUGGACGCAAAGGAUCUGCAGGAUGGUCCAGGUGCAAUGGCAGUCAAUGCGGUGUCUGACGCCAGCGAACCCAUCCCGAUGUGUCACGACCUUUUCGCUGGAUUUCCUUGCCAAGACGUAUCAAGGUUGAACCCAGAUUCACCGAAGAACCGUCAAGUCAUCCGAGAUAGGGCGCUGAGGACGGGGUCAGUCUUCAAUCACGUUGUUGAGUACUUUGACAAGGCGCAGAAGGGUCCAGCCGCCUCACCGUACAUGUCCCUGAUCCUGGAGAAUGUUCUUGGCUUACUUGAGCGACCUCCUGGAACCAAUCCCGAGACAGGAACACCUUGGAGAAGCAAUCUUGAGUAUUGUGCAUUGUCCUGCCGCAAGUCUGGGCUGCGGAUGCUGUCUUUCACAUUGGACCCCAGAUCCUUUGGAAUGCCAGUGUCUCGGCAUCGUGUUUGGAUGAUUUGCAUCCGGGAGAGCUUGAUCGAGUCAGCCCACAUGACCGUUGAAGAGCUCCAAGAACUGGCAAACCAGAUUUUGCAGAUGCUGUGUGAUCCCAACAUGCGUGAUCUUGAUGACUUUUUGCUUCCCGUGAAGCACCACGCAGUUCAAGCAGAACUUCAGAGGUCACGGGAUGCGCUUGAACGAAGACAGGCAGCAGCGCACAAGAAUGGACAGGCCCAGACACGCAAGAAAGCCAAGAAAUGGCCAGAGGCUCAUGCGCAACUCUGCGACAACAUGGGCAUCGACUGGUGGCUGGACGCGGCUCCGCCUGGUGAAACCUUAGACUUGUACCCAGGCCUUCAACGAUUGACAGAACGACAAUUCGAUCUCUUGCACUUGAUGGGGGUGAAGUACCCGGACCCAAGAAAGGCAUGUGUGGAGCUGAGCCAAAAUCAGCGCAACCCGAAGGCACCCAAGCAAGUGGUUAUCAACCGGGCCGACAUCAUCACCCCUCGAGGGCAGCAGCUUGUCACUCACCAGGCCCGGUGCCUGCUUGGACUUGAAGGUCUUUUUCUUCAAGGCAUUCAUUACGGAAAAGAACAGUUCAAGGUGGAGGAGUUCGAUGACGAUUUUCUUCGAGAUUUGGCGGGAAAUGCCUUCAAUUCUUACUGCGCUGCUGCAAUCUUCAUCACAAAGCAGCACCUUGGACUCCAACAGAUAGCGUGA
Messenger RNA from Cladocopium goreaui, 1902 nucleotides. The record is from the annotation of a GenBank genome assembly. NCBI's taxonomy places the organism in Eukaryota, Dinophyceae, Suessiales, Symbiodiniaceae.